Messenger RNA from Uranotaenia lowii, 2235 nucleotides. RefSeq lists its product as uncharacterized. The coding region runs from base 1 to 2235 and encodes 744 amino acids. The transcript has a single exon. The record is from RefSeq and is a predicted model, not a curated record. Gene Ontology annotation, biological process: DNA integration. Gene Ontology annotation, molecular function: nucleic acid binding. Lineage: Eukaryota; Metazoa; Arthropoda; Insecta; Diptera; Culicidae.
AUGUUGAGGGAUGCUAAAGAUCAACGACUGGGCUGGGAUGAACCGGUACCGUUGAUGAUUGAUGAAGUUUGGAGAAAAUUCCACCAGCAACUCAGUUCGCUCAAUGAGAUCCGAAUAAAUCGAUGCGUUAUCAUUUCUAACCCUGUUCUGCUUGAGAUCCAUUGUUUUUCUGAUGCGUCAGAGAAGGCGUACGGAGCUUGUGUGUACAUCCGCAGCCAGAACUCCCAAGGUCAACGGAAAGCAACCCUCCUUACAUCAAGGUCACGCGUAGCACCGUUGAAGUCGCAAAGUAUUCCUAGGCUAGAGUUGUGUGGAGCAUUGCUUGGGGCCCAGCUGGUAGUCAUUGUGAAAAAGGCCCUCAAGGGCGAAGUCUCGACAUUCUUUUGGACCGACUCCACAUGUGUUCUACGCUGGCUUUCCUCUACGCCGUCAACCUGGACUACUUUCGUGGCCAACAGGGUGAGCAAAAUUCAAACCAUGACCGAAGGGUGUCAAUGGAACCAUGUAGCAGGAAAGCAGAACCCCGCGGACUUAAUCUCUCGUGGUAUUCUACCCGAGGAGAUUCUUGACAACGAGUUUUGGUGGAAUGGUCCACAAUGGUUAACAGAAAGCAUGGAGAGCUGGCCAAUCGCCUCGGUCAGCAUGCUUGAAGAAGAAGGAGAAGACGAAAGGAGACACAAAAAGGUAGCUGCAACAACCUCGGUUAGCCGAGAGUUCAACAAUUGGUUUAUUUCCCACUUUUCCGACUAUACGAAACUUAUCCGUUCCACUGCUAUUUGGAUUCGCUUGAUUCGAGUUCUUAGAAAGUCAAAAGAAGGUCCAACUUCUGGCUUUCUCAAAGCGGCAGAGUUGUCAGAGGCAGAAAUUGUUAUGGUACGCCUAGUUCAGCGAGAAUGCUUCCAGGAUGAGCUAAAGUCAUGCUCAAGGGGGGAAACGGUUCCCAGAAAAUCACCAUUGCGUUGGUUCAACCCUUUUAUUCAGAAUGGCAUCAUUAAGGUCGGCGGUAGGCUGAUGCAUUCUCAGGAAUCCGAAGAUUUUAAACACCCCAUGGUUCUACCCGCGAAUCAUAAUUUCACCAAGCUACUUUUCGAAUCGUACCACAAAAAAUUGCUGCACGCUGGACCUCAGCUUACACUCUGCGCUGUCAGACAGCGGUUUUGGCCUCUGGGAGGAAGGAGCGUGAUUAGAAAUGUAAUUCACAAAUGCAUAAAAUGCUUCAGAGUGCGCCCGAAGCCUAUGGAGCAAUUCAUGGGGGACUUGCCUGCGGCACGAGUUAGAGAAUCACGUCCAUUCACUAAAACCGGGGUUGAUUAUUUUGGCCCGGUUUAUUUACGCCAUGCGCCGCGUAAACCUUCGAUAAAGGCUUAUGUAGCGGUGUUUAUUUGUUUUUCCACGAAGGCAGUGCACCUAGAAUUGGUGACUGACCUUACAACAGAUAGGUUUCUACAGGCGCUUAGAAGAUUCCUGGGACGUUGGGGAAAGGUUUCAGAUAUUUAUUCUGACAAUGGAACCAACUUCAUUGGCGCUAGAAACUAUCUAAAUGAUUUGAAGAAGGUUCUGAGAUCCAAGGAUCAUCUUGAACAAAUUACGAAAUACUGUGCAAACGACGGAAUCCAAUGGCAUUUAAAUCCUCCUCGAGCGCCGCAUUUUGGUGGCCUAUGGGAGGCGGCAGUAAAAUCUGCAAAACACCACAUCAUUAGGGUCAUUGGUGACCACCCUCUGUCCUUUGAGGACAUGCAAACGUUGUUGGUUCAGGUGGAGGCUUGUCUUAAUUCGAGGCCUAUUACACAGCAAUCAGAUGAUCCGAAUGAUUUAGAACCACUUACACCGGCACACUUUUGGUUGGGAUCUUCCUUGCAGGCUGUUCCAGAACGUGAUUUGUCGAACAUACCUGUUAAUAGGCUCGAUAAGACACAGCUGAUCCAACAAAAAGUCCAACAAAUUUGGAAUCGGUGGCGGAAAGAAUAUCUUUCGCAGCUACAAGCAAGAACGAAACGGUGGAAUAAAAAUGUUAAAAUCGAGAUAGGUAGAUUGGUAGUAAUCUGCGAUGACAAUGCUCCACCAAUCCAUUGGAAGAUGGGUCGCAUAUCUGAAGUACACCCUGGUCAAGAUGGUGUUGUUCGGGUGGUGACGUUAAAGACGAGUAGUGGGUUCAAAACUCGGGCGGUUGAGCGAAUAUGUUUAUUGCCAAUUCAGCCUGAGUCUGAAAUGCAGCCAAACGCUGUUCAAGCAUAA